Molecule: messenger RNA, 2951 nt
Organism: Leptinotarsa decemlineata (Colorado potato beetle)
Lineage: Eukaryota; Metazoa; Arthropoda; Insecta; Coleoptera; Chrysomelidae
Product: suppressor of cytokine signaling 2
Biological process (GO): intracellular signal transduction; phosphatidylinositol phosphate biosynthetic process
Cellular component (GO): phosphatidylinositol 3-kinase complex
Molecular function (GO): 1-phosphatidylinositol-3-kinase regulator activity
Source: RefSeq, a predicted model, not a curated record
AAAGUCGAAUAAGCUAUCUCGCUUGGAGCGUCAUCUAGACAAACGAGCUGGCUUCGGCGGCUCACAUUCGGUAUGCGACCGCUCACAGUUACACUUGAACAAUCGAUAGUCACAAUAUAACCUCAAAAUUAGAAUCUACACACCCAAAGUCGUAAACUAAAAUCAUGUGCAGUUGUGUUUCCUGGCGGACUAGUGAUAUAAUUUAGUUUCAGUGUCUUGUGGUGCCUAUAAAUUAAUGCUUAGGAUUAAGUGCUCUUAUAAUAUCGAAUAAUGUGGAGCAUUCUCUUUGGCAACAGUUCUUUGCUGUAUUUCAAAUAGGUUGACUUCGAUUCUUGGGCAUGGCAUUUGCCUGCAAUGUUAGGCUGUAGCGCGGUAUGUCCCAAUUGCAAGCACGAGUUCCAGUGCUGCGCUCCAACUCAACCAUGCUGUGCUGUGAAGAGAUCUCUGCAUGUGUUGAGCGGAGGCGGCCUAGUAACCGCUCUGGCGCCUACCCAGAGCCCCUGUCCGUCACCGCAGGUUUCACCAAGCAUGCCGCUGGCGUUCAUCCUUCCACCAUUCGCUGCCCCCCUGCAGCUAACUCCAGCACCAUCAGAUGCCAAACCCGAAACCGAGCUGCAAAGAUUAUCGGAUACCGUUCGGGCUCUGCGCCAAUCCGGCUGGUACUAUGAGGGUAUCUCGUACCAACAAAGUCAUGAACUGUUGAAAGGAUCAACACCUGGAACUUUUUUAGUGCGAAAUUCCUCCGAUCCCAAAUUUUUGUUUUCUCUGAGUGUACAGACAGAACGAGGACCCACUUCAGUCCGUUUGUUUUAUAUUAACGGUUAUUUUAGACUAGAUGCGCAGCCCCAUUUACAGUCGGCCAUGCCGAUGUUUCCCAGCGUCAUAGAUCUGAUUCAACAUUAUGUCGAACAGAUUCGGUUGUACAGAAAUAAUGCCCAAGUUUGGGUAGAUCAACAAGGCAAAUGGUAUUCAUCUAUUUUGUUGGUUAAACCUCUCAGAAAAAAACCCGAACCAUCUAGUCUCAAGCAUCUGGCUAGAUUGGCAGUUCAUAAGGCGCUGCGUUCAUCUACAAUGCCUAGGUUGACAAUGCUACCACCCCCUCAUACUCAGUUAGACUUACCUUCUUCACUCACUGCAUACUUGUCGGAGUAUCCUUUCUCCCUCUGAGAUGCGCCAAAGACUGGUUGGUACCUUUACAUACCAACAUCAGGGAACACCAAUAAAGUAUUCUAAAAUGCACUCAUGAGUGCCUAGUUAGUUAGGAUAUGAAAUUACCAAUAUGGAUUCUGUUUGUUAAUCUUGGCACGAGUUAUGAAAUGAAACGAAAAAAAUGUACUAUCUGGAAUUCACUCAACAUUUUUGCCUUAUACUUAAGCUUAUUGCAGAAUAAUCAUUGGAAUAUUGUUGAAUAUUUCAACUAAAAGGUACUUAUGUGUUGGUUCAGUGAGUUUUGCUACAAUGAGAACAAUUUUUGGAAGUAAAUGAAUGUGAGUUAGUACUUUUAAGUUCCUUUAAAUGUAAUAAUUUAGACUUCAACAAGCUAGAAAUGUUUUUCAUGUUGGUAGGGCUCACUAAAUUUGCAAAAUUCAGAACAGAUAAUAUUGAUUAAACAAACAGUUGUAAGAUCGUCCUAGAAUUGAUUCCUAAUUAAAAUAAAGAUUGAAAUGCUUGCGUCUGUUAUGGAAUGAAGUAUGUACUACUUAAAGAUCUGGAAGAAACGCAGAUAUUUUUCCAAAUAGCCUUGCUCAUGUGUUCAAAGUGAAUCUCAUUUCAGACAGAGGAGAAAUAUUGUUAAAUAUCUGCAUUUCAGACAAUAUAUUAUCUAUGAGAUACUUAAAUUAAAUGGUUAUUUGCCAAAGAUUUUUCUUGUAUUCAUAGGCCUUUAUGAAUGAAGUAUAAGUGACUACUUUUACUUCUUUCAGGUUGAAUAAUGAAAAAGAUAAAUCUAUAGUAAACUCUUAUAACUGAUCCUUUAUAUUGUUUUCAAAGUAAGUUUUCAUAAAUAGUUGAUAGGUAUAUUUAUUUAUUUAUACAUUAUUUUGUAAGUCAAAUUAUAUAUCCUAUUAGUGAUAAUGACUUCAUGUUAAUUGAAAAUAAUCAUGUCUUUGAAUUACUAAAAAGACAAUUCUGAAAGCCCUUCAAUUCUGUAAUGUAAAUGAAAUAAUAUCUAUAAGAUAAAAUGUAAGCCAUAUUGGCUGAUUUUAUAAUGGCAGCAAAAUAUUACUUUUCAGAGAAAAUAAUUUUUAACAAAAUUAUGAAUAUUACAAUUUCUGAUUAUUUUUUACCAAAUGAUACUUCAACAUGCAAAUCUGCACCUAGUCUAUCAUAACAUUUGUCUCCUAUAGAAAUCAUAUUAUGUUAUAGAUAUACAAAAUAUUUUUGAUUGUUAAUCACAUUCACUAGUGUUUUUUCGGCAAAUUCUUUGUGUCUCAAUAUUGAUUAUUCUUAUAGUUAAACUCUGUUCAUCAGAUCACUUGAUGAAAAUAUAGUGUUAGAAUAUAAUACGGUUUUUGUCAUACUACCAUUUCAGUUAUUUUGUCAUGAUUGGUUUGUAAGAUAAUUACAUAUACAAUGUGUUCUUGCAUGAAUGGAUACUCAAGUCUACUCAUAUCCAUAAAAUCAGCUUUAAUUAACAGAAAUUCCUAGAAAUAUGGGCUAAUAUCACAAUAAUCAUAUUCGAAUAUCCUUAGUAUUGCCUUACUCCAUUUUCUGUCUGAGCAUUUUGUAACAGAAAAGUCUAGUCUGUAAUAGAUUGACUACAACUUGUAAAUUUCAUUAGAAUAAAUAUGGAAAAAUGUCUUUUAGUUGGAUUAACAAACAGAAUUUAAAUAACAAAUUGUAAUUGUGAAUGUAUUUAUAUAUUGUACACAUGGUAUGGAUGUAAUCGAGAGUGUGAUUUAGUUAAAAUGUAUUUAUUUCUCUAGAAAAAAAUUAAAUUAUUUAUUAUCAUA